CAAUCGUCCCAAUUUUGUUUCAUCAAAAAAUUAAAACAAUCUCGAAAGAAAGAAAGAAAGUAGUAUUUAUCAGAAUUGAAUGGCAGCCAUGGCGUCUCUACAUACAAUAAUGUUCACUAACUCAGGCAAGAAACCGGCAUCGCUGCCAUGCUCAAAAUUCCUGGGCACUCCGAGGAACGUGGUUACUCCGAGCCCCAAGAUCGCCAAGACGGCGAGGCCAUUCACGGUGGUCGCCGCCGUCGGAGAUGUAUCGGAUGCCGGGACCACCUACCUGAUUGCCGGUGCCGCCGCCGUGGCGUUGGUCGGGACUGCUUUCCCUAUCUUCUUCUCCCGCAAGGACACGUGCCCGGAAUGUGACGGGGCGGGUUUCGUGAGGCAAGCAGGGGCGACAUUGAGGGCCAAUGCUGCUAGGAAAGACCAGACUCAAAUUGUAUGCGCUCGCUGCAAUGGUCUUGGCAAGCUCAAUCAAAUUGACAAAUAGACCUAAUACAUAUUCUCCACGCAAAUUUUUCUUCAGAUCAUGAAUAAAAGGUAUAUUUUUAAUAUAGUAAACGUACAUUAUUUAUGUAUUGAAUGCACAUUAUUUGAUAAUAUACAAAAUAUUAUAUUUUCAGUACUCAAAUAAUGUAUUUUUAAUAUAUAAAUAAUGUGCCGUUAGUAUAUUAAAAAUGUACCUUUUAUUUAUGAAUUAUGAUUCACACAGUUGUGUGGACCAUUACACUUACGUACUGUUUCAUCUGUAACUUUAAUGUAUUCUGAUGAUCAAAACCUUUGGUCAAGUGUAUAUUGUAAUAUUAAUAAAGAGGGAACUUUUAUGGUGAUAUGUUGUACUAUGCCAUGUUCUUCAAAAAGGAAGAAUAAUUGUGUUUGAAAA
This is a messenger RNA of Ipomoea nil (Japanese morning glory), 874 nucleotides long. RefSeq lists its product as uncharacterized. Bases 80 to 481 code for a protein of 133 amino acids. The record is from RefSeq and is a predicted model, not a curated record. Lineage: Eukaryota; Viridiplantae; Streptophyta; Magnoliopsida; Solanales; Convolvulaceae. Gene Ontology annotation, cellular component: chloroplast thylakoid membrane. The transcript has 2 exons.